AUGAGCAUCAACGUCAUGUCUGAGAAAAAGGUAUCGGGUCUUUCCCUCGGCUUCAUUGGCUGCGGAACAAUGGGUGUCGCCGUUCUCUCAGGCAUCCUCGCCGCUCUCGCCACAGAAUCGAAAACCGCUCCUCCCUCUCCAUUCCCCUCGACACCAUCGACGCCAACCCACCUCCCGACCUCCUUCGUCGCCUGUGUAAAGCGUCAUGAAUCUGCUACCCGUCUAGGGAAAAUCUUCCCACAAGCAACCCUUUCCCCAUCAACAUCUCCACCAGUCACAAUCAUCGCUGGCGAUAACACCCGUGGCGCCCAACUCUCCGACAUCAUCGUCCUCGGUUGUAAACCUCAAAUCGUUUCUGAAAUCCUUUCGGUGGAAGCUACCCGCGAUGCUCUCAAAGGAAAGCUCCUCAUCUCCAUCUGUGCCGGUGUGACCCUCGCCCAACUUGGCGCCCUCGUCGAUCCUUCCACCCGAGUUAUCAGAGUUAUGCCGAAUACUGCCUCCAGAAUUCGAGAUUCGAUGACGGUCAUCUCGUGCGACCCAGCUGUUAUCCCCCAGGAAGAGAGGGAUUUGGUGUUCUGGAUAUUUUCACAGAUCGGACGGGCUAUUUUCCUGGCAGAAAAGCAUAUGGACGCUUCAACAGCGCUUUGUGGUAGCGGACCGGCGUUUAUGGCGUUGGUGUUGGAGGCUAUGGCCGAUGGUGGUGUGAUGAUGGGACUUCCAAGAGUCGAGGCCCAGAUGAUGGCUGCGCAAACAAUGAGAGGUACCGCUGGUAUGGUUUUGGAAGGAGAGCAUCCAGCUAUUAUUCGUGAGAAGGUCAGUACGCCAGCCGGGUGUACUAUUGGUGGACUGUUGAUUCUGGAAGAUGGAAGGUUGAGAAGUACGAUUGCUAGAGGAAUUCAAGAAGCAACAAGGGUGGCUUCGGGACUUGGAAGCAAGUGA
Orbilia oligospora ATCC 24927 is the source of this 939-nucleotide messenger RNA. RefSeq lists its product as uncharacterized. The record is from RefSeq and is a predicted model, not a curated record. Gene Ontology annotation, molecular function: pyrroline-5-carboxylate reductase activity. Gene Ontology annotation, biological process: L-proline biosynthetic process. The coding region runs from base 1 to 939 and encodes 312 amino acids. The transcript has a single exon. NCBI's taxonomy places the organism in Eukaryota, Fungi, Ascomycota, Orbiliomycetes, Orbiliales, Orbiliaceae.